Penicillium oxalicum is the source of this 963-nucleotide messenger RNA. Its product is annotated as actin-related protein 2/3 complex subunit 2. NCBI's taxonomy places the organism in Eukaryota, Fungi, Ascomycota, Eurotiomycetes, Eurotiales, Aspergillaceae. Bases 1 to 963 code for a protein of 320 amino acids. Gene Ontology annotation, biological process: actin filament polymerization; Arp2/3 complex-mediated actin nucleation. The transcript has 6 exons. Gene Ontology annotation, molecular function: actin filament binding; structural constituent of cytoskeleton. The record is from RefSeq and is a predicted model, not a curated record. Gene Ontology annotation, cellular component: Arp2/3 protein complex; actin cytoskeleton.
AUGCUCCUGCUGGACUAUCAAAACGCGCUGAUCCAGUCCCUCCUUACAGAGCGCUUUUCUGGUGCUUCCCCCGUCUCCAUUGACCAAGUGGUCUCCGAUUUCGAUGGCGUGACCUUCCACCUCUCAACCCCUGAAUCUAAGACAAAGAUCCUCAUUUCAAUCAACGUCAAGUGUUUCAAGGAGCUCGUCCAGUAUGGCGCCCAGGAAGUACUCGAACGCGAAUAUGGUCCCUACAUCGUCGCUCCGGAACCAGGUUACGACUUCUCAGUCCAGAUCGAUCUUGAAAAUCUCCCAGCUGAACAAGAAGCCAAAGAUGAAUUGAUUAUGAAAUUGGCACUCCUGAAGCGCAAUGCCAUGGCUGCUCCGUUUGAGCGAGCCUUUGAUGAAUUUGCCAAGCUUGCGGAAGAGGCUUCCCGUUAUACAUCUGAAUCAGCGCCUCAAGGUGUGAAAGAAGGUGGGGAGGUUAUGGCUAUUCAUUAUCGCGAAGAAGAAGCAAUUUACAUCAAGGCAAGCUACGACCGUGUGACUGUUAUCUUCAGCACCGUUUUCCGGGAGGAAACGGACCGAAUCUUUGGCAAGGUCUUCCUGCAGGAAUUCGUCGAUGCUCGGCGCCGAGUUGUGACUUUGCAAAAUGCGCCCCAGGUACUUUUCCGCAGUGAUCCGCCUCUUGAGUUACAGGGUGUACCUGGACUGAAGGAUGCGGGUGAGGGGGAAAUGAGCUAUGUCACUUUCGUGCUGUUCCCUCGACACCUGACCCCCCAGCGCCGCUACGAGAAUAUUUCCCACAUUCAGACAUUCCGUGACUACUUCCACUACCACAUCAAGGCCUCCAAGGCCUAUAUUCACACGCGCAUGAGGAAGCGUACAGCCGAUUUCCUGCAAGUUCUCAACCGUGCCAGACCUGAGAAUGAAGAGCGCGAGCGUAAGACAGCUAGUGGCCGAACAUUCCGUGUGCAAAGCUAG